Aspergillus saccharolyticus JOP 1030-1 is the source of this 858-nucleotide messenger RNA. RefSeq lists its product as uncharacterized. The transcript has 2 exons. Gene Ontology annotation, biological process: regulation of transcription by RNA polymerase II. Gene Ontology annotation, molecular function: DNA-binding transcription activator activity, RNA polymerase II-specific. Bases 1 to 858 code for a protein of 285 amino acids. Lineage: Eukaryota; Fungi; Ascomycota; Eurotiomycetes; Eurotiales; Aspergillaceae. The record is from RefSeq and is a predicted model, not a curated record.
AUGAGCUACGGGAACCGGUUGGAUGUAUAUCAGGAUGAAGUAGUACAACUAGCACGGUCGAGUCCAUUCUUGAGGCAUGCCAUCACCACGGUCGCUCUCAUGUACCAGCGUCUCACAACAAUUCCCAUCAAGUCAGCUGUCACUGGGACCGAAGCAUAUCACUGGGACCGAGCACUAGUUGGCUUCAAUCGAACACUCUCGCAGGACCCUCGACCGGACGACAAGGCCGCCUUGCUCAGCACCUCCAUGCUGUUGUGGCUGCUGGUCUUCUGCCACCUCGACGCAUCGAUCCCAGAGGAGUCAUGGCCUUUGUCCCCAGGCAUGGACAGUGGCCCUAUCUGGCUGAAGAUCUCCAGAGGGAAAGACGAAGUCUGGCGGCAGAUGCCGAGUCCGCCGGGAGACCGCAUCUCGGCUGCUCUAACACCCGUGGAUCACAAUAAUCCACUCAUGAUGCCGUCCGCACAACCCCUGCCAAUCCACCAUGUUCCGACCGCAUUCCUGCGGCUCUUCGAUUUGGACACAGAAAGAUGUUUGUCUGGCGCCCAAUCGCGGUAUUGUAGUGUGGCCGUCGACGUUGCGUGGGCGCUGUUCAAUGACCAACCGGUUCUGCCGACGGUCUUGCGCUUCGUGACAUUUCUGAGCACCAUGUCUGCGGAGUUCAAGUCCUUGUUGAUAGUCAAAGACCCUCGGGCGUUACUGUUGCUGGCCUCUUGGUUUGCGAAGAUUCGCAGACUGGGAGUAUGGUGGAUGACCCCCCGCACAGCCCUAGAGGGCGAGGCAAUUUGUCGGUAUUUGGAGCGCGGCUAUGGUGACAACCCAGAUAUGCAGGAAAUGAUUGAUUUUCUCCGGGCGCAAUGA